AUGAGCCGGCGCCUGGUGUGGCUGUGCCUGCUGCUGCUGGCCGCCGUCAUGAUGGGCCCCAGCGUGCACGGGCGGCGCGGGCGCGCCAAGACGCGGAGCCGCAGCAGGAUGCAGAUCGGGCUGCCCGUGACCGGCAAGUACCGCGACCCCGAGAGCGACCAGUACUACAACCACAACGGGGGCGCCAAGAUCAUCCAGGCCUCGCACUUCGACUAUGAAUACACGCUGGGGCACAAGAUCUCGUUCGUGUGCGUGGCCAAGGGGACGCCGCGGCCGCAGAUCACCUGGUUCAAGGAUGGCGUCGAGCUGUACGCGCACCUCUACCAGACGGUUCACGAGUACAUCCUGGACAAGGAGCAGAUCAAGUCCAAGCUCGAGAUCGACCCCGCCACUCAGAUGGAUGCAGGCGUUUACGAAUGCACGGCAGACAACAUGUAUGCCAUUGACAGGCGCAGUUUCAAGACAGAUUUCUCUAUUAUCUUUGACUGAGUUGUCUGCCCGGAAGAGCAGAAAUGACGAAGAGAGUAUUAAUCAUAAGGUUUUGUGGGAGGGACGAGAAGCUAUAAUGUUUGUAAGCCCCUUUUGGAUGUGAACUUAAUUGAAAUAAAAUUUAACAAAGAUUCA
This is a messenger RNA of Thrips palmi, 624 nucleotides long. RefSeq names its product immunoglobulin domain-containing protein oig-4-like. The record is from RefSeq and is a predicted model, not a curated record. NCBI's taxonomy places the organism in Eukaryota, Metazoa, Arthropoda, Insecta, Thysanoptera, Thripidae. Bases 1 to 489 code for a protein of 162 amino acids. The transcript is spliced from 3 exons.